AUGCUCAAGAUAGCAGCCGAAGUAGCCAGAGGGCUAGCUUUCAUUCAUACGACCGACACCUCCGUUAAACUCAUCCACGUCAACAUCAAAUCCACAAACAUCCUCCUCGACAAAUCCGACAACGCCUGUGUCUCUGAUUGCGGCCUCUCCUCCUUCACCCCUCCAACUGCCGCUCCACGAUCCAUCGACUACCGUGCACCUAAACUGUCGGCAACAACCGUAGGCCCACCCAGAAAUUUGACGUCUACUCUUUCGGGGUCCUUUUCAUCUUGGUGA
Molecule: messenger RNA, 276 nt
Organism: Lactuca virosa
Lineage: Eukaryota; Viridiplantae; Streptophyta; Magnoliopsida; Asterales; Asteraceae
Source: the annotation of a GenBank genome assembly